CCGAGAGUUGAGACCGUUGAGGUCGAGAGCCGAGGGUCGAGACCGUUGAGGUCGAGAACCGAGGGUCGAAACCGUUCAGGUCGAGAACCGAGAGUGGAGACCGUUGAGGUCGAGAACCGAGGGUCGAGACCGUUGAGGUCGAGAACCGAGGGUCAAGACCGUUCAGGUCGAAAACCGAGAGUCGAGACUGUUGAGGUCGAGAGCCGAGGGUCAAGACCGUUGAGGUCGAGAACCGAGGGUCGAGACUGUUCAGGUCGAGAACCGAGAGUGGAGACCGUUGAGGUCGAUAACCGAGGGUCGAGACUGUUCAGGUCGAGAACCAAAGGUCGAGACCGUUCAGGUCGAGAACUAAGG
Molecule: messenger RNA, 354 nt
Organism: Striga hermonthica
Lineage: Eukaryota; Viridiplantae; Streptophyta; Magnoliopsida; Lamiales; Orobanchaceae
Source: the annotation of a GenBank genome assembly